UUAGUUCAUCAAAGCUCGGAACUGUUGUAUUUUGGAUUAUUUUGUGCAAUUUUUUUUAUUAUUCUGCAUACUCUUCGUCAAAUUAACAGUUUAGCAUAAAAUUGUUUGGUGAUUUAAUAUUGAAUUCCGUGAUCGCAAUGGAUAGCUUUACGGAUAAUCACACAGUCGAUUUGUACAUUUACGACCUUACUCAGGGAAUGGCACGAGUAAUGUCACAAAUGCUUUUGGGUCGUGUACUGGAUGGAGUUUGGCAUACAGCUGUGGUUGUUUACGGACGCGAGUACUUUUUCGGUUCACAAGGCAUUCAAAGUUGUCCGCCGGGAGGAACGGUGUUAGGUCAGCCAUUAAAAAUAGAGAAAAUUGGCGAAACGUUUAUUCCAUAUCAAGUGUUCAAAGACUAUAUAAGAGGAUUGGCGGAGAGCACAUUUCGAGGAUCCAAUUACAGUCUCCUGAAGCAUAAUUGCAAUUCGUUCAGCGAGGAUUUGUGUCAGUUCUUGUGCGGAACAAGUAUCCCAAAAUAUAUCUUAGAUCUACCACAAGAAUUUUUGUCCACGCCGCUCGGCCAAACAUUGGGACCAUUGAUUGAUCGCAUUGGUGCAUCGAGUGACAAUAAUUUUUCGUUUGAACCGCAAAUAUCAGCUCGUGAGACCAGUCCCGGUUUUGACGAAUUAAACAGUCAAAUUGAGGAGGCCCGAUUACAAUCAUUAGCGCUCGAAGAGAAGCGAAAAGUGACCAGAGACAAAUUAGCCAAAAAGGAAAAGAAAAAAGAUAAAAAGAAGAAAAAGUCGGAAACGAACGGUACAACUAUAUCAUCGGACAGCGAAUACAAUUCAAAUAGCAAUAUGUCGGAAGUUGCCGAAGCUGGUGCUACUAAUGGCACUUCAACCAUCAUACCAUCGGAAAUGCUACCGUCCGAAAGAGUAUUAGAAGACGAGGCCAAGGAACGUCAAGUGGAAGAAGAACGACGAAAGAAUCGUGAGCCACCGGUUGUGUUCACAAACAUUGAUCCAAAGGUGGAACUCGAGGCGUUAGUGAAGUUGGUGGAUGGACAGUUGAGCAAAGAUGAAGAAACGUCAAUAGAAGAACUGCAUCAAUAUUUGAUUGAAGGCGAAGGUUCGUGGGCUCUUGGCGACAAUUUCCUCAUAUUUGUUGGACGAAUUCUACAAGACCCGAACAUUUCGACCGAGACCAGAGUUCAUUUACUCCGAGCACUAGCCUUUGCUGCGCUCAAAGACGAUAUAAUUUUGCUACUUCAUCAGGACCGCAGAGAUCACGUUUUAAUGAAUUAUGCUCAAGACAUAGACAGGCGUGCACCCGAAGAACAACAAGCUAUGGCUCUAUUUAUGUGCAAUUUAUUCGAGAAUGUCAGUUCGUCUGAGUGGCUCUUAUACAUAUCGGAAUGGAGUUACAACAAUCAACAAACAUCAAAUAUACGAGCAACAACCAAAUUGUCAGUACAUUGUCUAUUAGCUACAUGUCCGACUCUUCAGGAAGUUGGCUCCGCCAUUAUUCACAAUUUGGCCUGCAAGGAGAAACUACAUCAUGCCAAAAAGCUUCGCCAUAUGUUACCAAAAGGAAAAGUUUCGAAGGUGUUUGACGAUGUGGCCAUUGAAUUGACAAUGGCUCUGUUACAGUUUUUCAAUGCAAAGCCAUCGGAAGAACAUUUAUACCGUACGUUAAAAGCGCUUGGUAAAUUCGUUACGGUAUCACCUGAUAUCCCACAAUUGGUACAAAUGAUUGGUCCUCAUCCAAAUACAUUUAAAGGAACAAGUCCUAGAGUCGAUGAACUUAUUGAGGAAAUUUCGAAGAAGGUCCGCUAACCGUUUGCAGAAAUUGAUAUUAACACGAAAAAUGCAAUUUUCUUUUGCAAAUUUAUUAUCGUCUAAAGUAACAAAAAAAAAUGGAAUAAACACGACACGAAUUUUUCUCCAAAUUCUUUUCUUUAAUU
Bradysia coprophila is the source of this 1948-nucleotide messenger RNA. RefSeq lists its product as uncharacterized. The record is from RefSeq and is a predicted model, not a curated record. Gene Ontology annotation, molecular function: peptidase activity. Gene Ontology annotation, biological process: protein modification by small protein removal. Lineage: Eukaryota; Metazoa; Arthropoda; Insecta; Diptera; Sciaridae.